GAGCCAAACCUGCGGGCGGUGGCGGCUGCACUCCCAGGACCCUGGCAACCGACCCUGGCCCCAAGGCCCGAUCACCCAGGGGAGGAGCAGCACCGGGACCCCGUGCCGGCUGGGCGCCCCCCAAGGGAAGCCAGUCUUAAUACGAUGGAAACAUCUCUGAACUUCUAAAAGACCAAGGUUGGAGUUUUAGCUCUUAAUUUUACUUCAUCUUGGCCAGAAUUCACAAUGACAACGGUGACAGUGACCACAGAAAUUCCCCCAAGGGAUAAGAUGGAAGAUACUUCUGCCUUGUAUGAGUCUACAUCCGCUCACAUUAUUGAAGAAACCGAGUAUGUGAAAAAGAUUCGAACUACUCUGGAAAAGAUCAGAACCCAAAUGUUUAAAGAUGAAAUAAGACAUGACAGUACAAAUAACAAACUAGAUACAAAGCACUGUGGAAACCUUCAGCAGGGCUCUGAUUCUGAAAUGGAUGCUUCUUGUUGCAGUUUGGAUUUGCUCAUGAAAAAGAUAAAAGGAAAAGACCUACAGCUCUUAGAAAUGAACAAAGAGAAUGAAGUAUUGAAAAUCAAGCUGGAAGCCUCCAGAGAAGCAGGAGCAGCAGCGCUGAGAAACGUGGCCCAGAGAUUAUUUGAAAACUACCAAACACAAUCUGAAGAAGUGAGAAAGAAGCAUGAGGACAGUAAACACUUACUCCAGGUUAACAAGCUUGAAAAAGAACAGAAAUUGAAACAACAUGUUGAAAAUCUGAAUCAAGUUGCUGAAAAACUUGAAGAAAAACACAGUCAAAUCACAGAAUUGGAGAACCUUGUACAGAGAAUGGAAAAGGAAAAGAGAACACUACUAGAAAGAAAACUGUCUUUGGAAAACAAACUACUGCAACUCAAAUCCAGUGCCACAUGUGGAAAAAGUUGCCAGGAUCUUCAGAGGGAGAUUUCCAUUCUCCAGGAGCAGAUCUCUCAUCUGCAGUUUGUGAUUCACUCCCAACAUAUGAACCUGCGCAGUGUCAUCCAGGAGAUGGAAGGAUUAAAAAAUAAUUUAAAAGAACAAGACAAAAGAAUUGAAAAUCUCAAAGAAAAGGUUAACAUACUUGAAGCCCAGAAUAAAGAACUAAAAACCCAGGUAGCACUUUCAUCUGAAACUCCUAGGACAAAGGUAUCUAAGGCUGUCUCUACAAGUGAAUCGAAGACCGAAGGUGUUUCCCCUUAUUUAAUGUUGAUUAGGUUACGGAAAUGAACUGGCUGGCUGAAGAUUUGAUUUAGAAAGACUGUGUGAGUCUUAUUUAUUCUCUGAAACACAGCACAAAUUUCGUGUUAAAAUGGCACAAUGCCAUUAUUUAAAUGGAACUUAUUAUAUACCAAUGCCUUUGCAAGAAGAUGACAUUUCAGAAAAUCAAACAAAUAUGUAUUUAAUGGAUGGACUCUUCAAAACUUACCAAGUAGGUGAAGAAACCAGGUGCCUUCCCAUGAUGGAAGACAGAUUCUGCUUUAAAUUAAAAAAAUACAAAUCUGAAUCUUGUUUUCAGAUUUUUUUCUAC
Molecule: messenger RNA, 1534 nt
Organism: Piliocolobus tephrosceles (Ugandan red Colobus)
Lineage: Eukaryota; Metazoa; Chordata; Mammalia; Primates; Cercopithecidae
Gene: CCDC68
Product: coiled-coil domain containing 68
Exons: 12
Coding region: 226-1233 (335 amino acids)
Biological process (GO): intracellular signal transduction
Cellular component (GO): intracellular anatomical structure
Source: RefSeq, a predicted model, not a curated record